CGCAUAGCAAGAAAGCGAUAGAGAGACCGAGGGAGAAGAGAGAGAGAGAAGAAGAUGGCGGACUCAAAAGGGAAGAAAUUGACCCUUUAUGUGGAUGUCAUCAGUCCUUUUGGAUAUAUGGCGUAUUGGUUGACGAGGCACUCCCCAGCAUUCACCUCCAUCCCAACAACCUACAUCCCCAUCCUCCUCGGCGGCCUCAUGUCCCAAACCAAAAACUCUCCUCCUUUAACAAUCACCAACAAACGAGAAUGGAUCGAAACCGAACGUCUCCGGACCUCCAAAUCUUUGCAAAUUCCCAUGAUGCAGACUUUUCCGGAAAAAUUCCCUGUGCCCACGACGAAUGUGCAGCGCUUGUUGUGUUAUCUUUAUCUAAAACAACAAGAACAAGAACAAAGUAAUGGGAAAGAAAAGCAAAAGAAAAAAGAAAAUUUCAUCAAAUCCCUCGACGCAUUUUUUCAAGCGUGUUGGGUUCAAGGGAAAACUUCUGAGAUUAAUACUGAGGUGGUGAUUGAAGAGAUUCUUCAUUCGAUAUUCGAAAACGAUGGAGCAAAAGUUCGAGAAAUUUUACAGGGAAUGAAUAGUGAAGCUGCGAAGACCAAGUUGAGAGAAAAUACGAAUGAGGCGUUUCGGUCGGGGGCGUUUGGGUUGCCGUGGUUUGUGGCGGAGAAUGCAACGACUGGCGAAAGGGAGGGGUUUUGGGGAGUGGAUAGUGUGGGAAAGGUGUUGGAGUGUUUGGGAGUGGAGGUGCAAGGGGAAGGGGGGAGGUAUAAGACUAUGUUGUGAGAGAGUAGGGAGCUUAAGGGGUUCGAGGAAUGGGGAGCGAACCAGGCACAGCGCUGUCAAGGUACCUCAGUGUGAGAAAUUAUUAGUAAAACAAACAGAAAAGAACAUGUGACAGAAGGAAAU
Molecule: messenger RNA, 906 nt
Organism: Sphaerulina musiva SO2202
Lineage: Eukaryota; Fungi; Ascomycota; Dothideomycetes; Mycosphaerellales; Mycosphaerellaceae
Product: thioredoxin-like protein
Exons: 2
Coding region: 55-783 (242 amino acids)
Biological process (GO): glutathione metabolic process
Cellular component (GO): peroxisome; mitochondrion
Molecular function (GO): glutathione peroxidase activity; glutathione transferase activity
Source: RefSeq, a predicted model, not a curated record